AUAGAAACACGCUUUCGCCGACUUCUUGAGCAGACUUUUGGAUUUGGGUGCUUUUAAAACUCAAAGCAGAUGGAGAACAUCUUCAUAGGUGCAGGAGGAGGAGGACUGUGGAAUAACCCCAGACAACCACGGUACAACAAGGAGGCCGAGGAAUUGAGGAGUUUGAGAAAAGAAGAGGCGGACCUUAUAUACAUCAAGAGAGAAGAGAGCAUCAGACGAGCAAAGUCUUUGUCGACUUCUGCUUCAGAAAAAUCUACCGCAAGUAAAUCUACCUAUCAGUGCGAGCCUAGACGGACUCUGAAACGCAAUGCUGAAGCUUGUCGAGCUGGGAAGAGCUACGAGAGGGAAAUGUUUCACCCUGGUCCCUAUCGAGAUAUGGAGGAUGAGAAGAAGAGGCUUCAAAAUUUCAUGGCAACAGGAAGAUAUGAAGACCCUGGAAUGUCAAUAAAAAAAGCUGAACGUCGCAAACCGGAGGAAUCACAGAAGCCCGACCCCUAUGAGGAAGUUUUAAAUGAAAUAGAAGAAAGGAAACAGUUUCUAGAAGAUAUGGAAGCUUUGGGCCAGAACCAGCACUCCUUCGUUGUCAAUUCUCAGAUAUCACAGAAGCUUAAUGAGCUGGAGGCUUUGGAAAAGGAUCGCAGUUCCAAGCAGAACGCAGGCAAGUGAACAUCACUUCAGGGAUAACGCGCACCGACGAGACGGCUCUGCGAAGAACGUCUCAAACUGCUGGCUGGCUCAUGUUUCAAGUUUAUACAUCAGUGAAAAACAACAAACUGGAUAAAUAAAUUUGGUUUAUUCUUCA
Messenger RNA from Xiphophorus maculatus (southern platyfish), 802 nucleotides. It is a transcript of the gene c5h22orf23, whose product is annotated as chromosome 5 C22orf23 homolog. Bases 70 to 666 code for a protein of 198 amino acids. The record is from RefSeq and is a predicted model, not a curated record. The transcript is spliced from 7 exons. Lineage: Eukaryota; Metazoa; Chordata; Actinopteri; Cyprinodontiformes; Poeciliidae.